AUGGAAAAGGAUAUGCCCCACCCGGCUUCCCAAGGCGAUAUUUUGAGCAUGAGACGCCAUAGCGGUCUCAUGCAAGGAGCUGGGGAGGCGGUUAGCACUACUUGGAAUUGGUGGGGGCGGCAAUUGGCAUGGAAAUGGUCCGAGAGAGAAGGUAAGGAUGAAAAUAAGGAAGGGGGAUUUAAAAGGAUUUAUUUGCACGAAGGAGUUUUUGGAUCCCGAUGCGGGUCUUUUGUUUCACUUCAUGGUGGUGAUGUUUCGCGAGAAGGUGGGUAUCUCCAGUCGUCUGCUUUGGUUUCUUGUUUCGAUGCCAUGGGCCAAUUGUUUUUGAUAUUCUUGGAUUUGCUCCCGAUCUCUGCUAACCGGCCUGCAGAAUUAUAUGAUCGAUUGAACUUCAAGAUCGAAAAAUACUUAUUAUACAUCCAUGCCCCACCGAUGCUACUGGUUCUGAUUGUUCAACGUUAUCCCGUUAGCUGGCGUAUGUUGAAACGAGUUGGUGUAUUUGUGAUCAUCAGCCCACCAAUUUGGUUGUUUCUUCAAGGGAACGAUUAA
Dovyalis caffra is the source of this 549-nucleotide messenger RNA. The record is from the annotation of a GenBank genome assembly. Lineage: Eukaryota; Viridiplantae; Streptophyta; Magnoliopsida; Malpighiales; Salicaceae.